UCCAGCCCAGCCCCCCUGCAUUGGGAGUACGGAGUCUUAGCCCGAGGACCCCCAGGAAGUCCCGACACUCAUUGCUAUGGACAGUGCCAUCACCCUGUGGCAGUUCCUCCUUCAGCUCCUAAAGGAGCCUCAGAACGACCACAUGAUCUGCUGGACCUCUAAUAAUGGGGAGUUCAAGCUUUUGCAGGCAGAAGAGGUGGCUCGUCUCUGGGGCAUUCGAAAGAACAAGCCUAAUAUGAAUUAUGACAAACUCAGCCGAGCCCUCAGAUACUACUAUGUGAAGAAUAUCAUUAAAAAAGUGAAUGGUCAGAAGUUUGUGUACAAGUUUGUCUCGUACCCAGAGAUUUUGAACAUGGACCCAAUGACAGUGGGCAGGGUUGAGGGGGAGUGUGAAGCUUUAAGCCUCAGUGAGCUCAGCAGCAGCAGUUCCAAAGAUGUGGAGAAUGGCGGGAAAGAGAAGCCACCACAGCCCGGUGCCAAGACCUCGAGCCGCAAUGACUACAUACACUCCGGCUUAUAUUCUUCUUUUACUCUCAACUCUUUGAACUCCUCCAAUAGGAAGCUUUUCAAAUCUAUAAAGGUGGAGAAUCCAGCUGAGAAAUUGGCAGAGAAAAAGUCUCCUCAGGAGCCAACUCCAUCUGUUAUCAAAUUUGUAACAACACCUUCUAAAAAGCCACCAGUUGAACCUCCUGCUGCCUCCAUUUCAGCUGGCCCGGGUAUUUCUCCAUCUUCAGAAGAAACUAUCCAAGCAUUGGAGACUUUGGCUUCCCCCAGACUGCCUUCCCUGGAAGCACCAACUUCUGCAUCGGCAGUGACUGCCCCUUUUGCCACCACACCUCCUGUUUCGUCCGUGUCCCCUCUGCAGGAGCCUCCUAGAACUCCUUCACCACCGCUGAGUUCCAACCCAGACAUGGACACAGACAUGGAAUCAGUGGCUUCUCAGCCAAUGCAGCUUCCAGAGAACUUGUCCUUGGAGCCUAAAGACCAGGAUUCAGCUUUGCUAGAAAAGGACAAAACAAAUAAUUCAUCGAGGUCCAAGAAACCCAAAGGGUUAGAGCUGGCACCGACCCUUGUGAUCACGGGCAGUGAUCCAAGCCCACUGGGAAUAUUAAGCCCAUCUCUCCCUACAGCUUCCCUUACGCCAGCGCUUUUUUCACAGACACCCAUCUUACUGACUCCAAGCCCCUUGCUCUCCAGUAUCCACUUUUGGAGUACUCUCAGCCCUGUUGCUCCCCUGAGUCCAGCCAGACUACAAGGUGCUAACACACUUUUUCAGUUUCCUUCUGUGCUGAACAGUCAUGGGCCGUUCACGCUGUCUGGCCUGGAUGGACCUUCUACCCCUGGCCCAUUUUCCCCAGAUCUACAGAAAACAUAACCUAUGCACUUGUGGAACGAGAGAAUCAAGGAAUAAGGAAAGAGAAAGACAUUCAAGUGAGGGAUUGACACUUCACGAUGCUGAUAACAGACUGUUAUGAUUUCUCCCAUUCCCCAUUAAAAUGCUUUUUAGGAUUCCCUUUGAAUAGGACUCAAGCUAGACUGUGUAUAAAAAUGCCUUAAUUGGAGUCCAAACUCCACCUCCCUCUUUCUUUCUUUUUUAAAAAUAUUUUGAACCUUGUGUUAAGGAAAUUUUUAAUGGGAUUUAUGAGCAAGCUAUGCUUUGCAAGAGAAUUAAGAAUCUUGCCUUAUUGGGACCCUUUGGCAGUUAUGCUUUGAGCAUAUUAUAUAAAGAAAUACUAGUUAAAUGGAAUUAGCCAUAUCUUUAGGACUUACAUGUGCUCUGUUGAAUACUAAAAGUGAGUUGUGCAUAAGCAGUGGAGGAAAAAGAAUCAUUCCUAUUCACACGAAAUAAGAUCGGAGCAGGACUAUUGGGGAUAUUCUGUUUUGCUGUGAAGUAUAAUGUAGGCAAGCAACUCCACAAACAGUUACCUUAUUUACAUUUAUUCAGGGUGGUUCCCUUAGCCCUAUGUAUGAUCUUGACUGAAUAUGAACAGAGCAUGGAGCUAGUUUAUUCCCACAUAAGGAGAUUUUUAAACCUGGGGCUUAAGGCAGUGUUUGGAACAAACAGUGAGAAUAUGGGGGCCUCAUAUCUGGCACAGAAAUGUCAUCUGCUGGUAUGAUUCCACACCUAUGGAAUACUUAUGGUAAAUGAUGGCUUUUAGGGGGAUGGACCUGGGAUUUGAGAGGCUGAGGCAUCUCUGAGUCAAGGAUUCAACUGAAAAAACUUGAAACAACAUGUAGGCGUUUCCCAGUUAGAAGAUACGCAGUGUGAAGGACCUUUUUUUCUGUUCAUUUUAUCCCAUUUCCUACUGUUUGUUGAUCUUUUAAAUUUAAAGUUGUUAGAGGUUGUGAUAGUUUUAAUUAGGAAGAUGAAAAGCAAAGUGAACUCUUUAAAUCUGUAGUGAGGUAAAAAUAUACUUAUUUCUUUGAUUUUUUUUUUUUUUUUUUAAUUAGGAAGUAGCAAGCUCAUCUGGAAGUGCUCAUACAUAGGGACUGGAUUAUUUGUAUUAGUAGAUAGGCCUUCAUCUCUGCCAGACUUCUGAAAUGUUAGCAUAUAGUCAUCACUGCCAGGUAUAGACAUUUGUUGAUUUGAUGCCAACAUCACAGUGGAGUCUUUUGGAAAAUUUGGCUUCCAGGAUUAGAUGAUAUGCCUCUGCCACCCCCGCCCCCCGC
Capra hircus (goat) is the source of this 2670-nucleotide messenger RNA. RefSeq names its product ELK4, ETS transcription factor (gene ELK4). The transcript has 5 exons. Gene Ontology annotation, cellular component: nucleus. Gene Ontology annotation, molecular function: DNA-binding transcription factor activity, RNA polymerase II-specific; sequence-specific DNA binding. The record is from RefSeq and is a predicted model, not a curated record. Gene Ontology annotation, biological process: regulation of transcription by RNA polymerase II; cell differentiation. The coding region runs from base 77 to 1375 and encodes 432 amino acids. NCBI's taxonomy places the organism in Eukaryota, Metazoa, Chordata, Mammalia, Artiodactyla, Bovidae.